This is a messenger RNA of Camelina sativa (false flax), 742 nucleotides long. RefSeq names its product putative defensin-like protein 142. NCBI's taxonomy places the organism in Eukaryota, Viridiplantae, Streptophyta, Magnoliopsida, Brassicales, Brassicaceae. The record is from RefSeq and is a predicted model, not a curated record.
AGAAGAAGUGAGAAAGCUAGCUGACCCUCUACAUAGAAGCUGAACGAGUCUUAAGGCUUAACUGUAUAAAAUAUCAGAUUAGCAAAAACUCCGAAAAUAAUUAACACCACAUCCUUCUAAAUCUGAAUUUAGGAAGGUAUAUAUAUAGCUUAAAAUAGAAUAUGGGAUACAUGCAAUUCUUAUAUUUAUGUAAACUUUUUUCUUUCUGUUUAUUAAUUUACUUUCUAAACACAAUCAAUUUGUUUUUAUCAUUUAAGAUGAAGAAAUUAUUUUUACUUACGUUUACAGUUCUAUUUAUCUUCACUGUUCUUGUGAUAGGAACUGUACAAGAAAAGCUAACUACAUGUAAUAGGUUUUUACCUAAAAAACCUGGAAAAUGUGUUAAAGAAGAUUGUGAUCGUUUGUGUAAGAAAAAAUGGCCAAAAACAAUUGUUGGUCGGUGCUGGCUACCAACAAAUGCUACCCAGUGCCUCUGUCAACUAUGUGGCACCAGAGCCGGCCCGUAGGACAAUCUGGUGAACCAACAGCAAGUGGUCCUUACUUUUAUAUUCAAAAUUUGGCCUUCUUUGUUAAAUUGAGGCAAAGUUUUUAGAAAUUUUUUGAGUUCAAACCUUCAAAAUAUAAAAAAGCAGCCUUUUUAUUUUUAGUUUGCAGCCUACUAAAUUUUUGGGACGGAUCUGUGUGGCGUCGCCAGCGAAAUUCCUUAAUUUUGUUUAUCCAUAAUAAAACUUAUAUUACUAAU